AUGAAAGCCAUUAUCCUUCUCGCUUGUGCCAGACUAGUCACCGCUCAAUCCCCCCCCGAUAUCUCUGAUGUACCCCAAUGUGCUAUCACAUGUCUUCUGCCUGCGCUGAGCUCGACUGGUUGCUCUCUGACCGACUUGACCUGCGCCUGCUUGCCAAAGAACCGGGACAAAAUAAAGAGCCAGGCCCGGCCUUGUAUUGAGAAGUCCUGUUCCAAGGACGAUCUUUCAAAAGCCUUCGAUGCCAGCGACUCGCUCUGCGGCACCAGUGCUUCCCAGAGCCUCACGACACACCCUGACACUUCCACAAGUGCAGUCACCGAUACACCCACUAGCAAGUCCAACCCAGCUGCCACUACCUCAGAAAUCGCAAGUUCGGGGUCCGAGUCGAUCACCACUACCUCAGAACACGGAGCUUCAGCAUCCAGGUCGGCUUCCACUACAUCAACGAGCAGAGAUCCAUCAGGGUCCCUGUCGGCCACUUCCACGUCCAGCACUGGCGGCAGUGGCAACUCAGAGCCACAUCUCUCUACUACGCUGCCGACUACCACUGGCCAAUCAAACUCCAGUGAUGGCGGCGGCCUUUCCAAAGGCGCCACAGCAGGCAUCGGUGUUGGCGCUGGGCUAGGCGGAAUCGCCGUAAUUACUGGUCUUGCUUCGUUCUUUUACGUACGGGGCAAAAAGGCUGGCAAAAGGAGUCGAGAUGUGGAGGAAACAACCGACCAUCAGAAUUCAACAUUCAACUCUAUACCACCACCAAAGCAAUUUUCGGAAGUACAAGGAAAUCCCGUGGCAGAGCUGCCUUGA
Molecule: messenger RNA, 804 nt
Organism: Beauveria bassiana ARSEF 2860
Lineage: Eukaryota; Fungi; Ascomycota; Sordariomycetes; Hypocreales; Cordycipitaceae
Product: GPI anchored CFEM domain protein
Exons: 2
Coding region: 1-804 (267 amino acids)
Source: RefSeq, a predicted model, not a curated record